AUGUCAUUAUCAACAUCAACAUCAACAAAGCCAAAGGCACCACCAUCAACAACAAUAGCACUGGUAACAUCACCAUCUUCACCAUCAUUGAAAUUGUUUAAAUCCAAAAGAAAGAUAAAAAAUCUCAAAAAUUUAACAAUAAUUGGUCCAUUGAGUGAACAACAACCAGGUAAGAAUGUUAAAGUGAUUACAACAACAACAACAACAACAACAACAACAACACCUUCCUCUUUCUCAUCAUCAUCAUCAUUGAUGUCACCUAUUACACCACAAACUCCAAAUAUUCCCAAAACACCAAAAACACCAAAACAUUCAAAACAUGCAAGUAGUGGAACAUCAUCAAUAAUAGCUGAUAUACAAUCUAUAUCUUUACCAUCAAUAACAAAAUCAUUAUUACCAAAUUCCUCAUCAUCAUCAUCAUCAACAUCAACACCAACAUCAUUAGCCAAAACAUUAUCCAUGCCAAUGUUAUUCAAUCAAGAGAAGCAUUCCAAAUUUCCACAACUAGAAGAAAAUAACAAUAACAAGGAGGAAGAAGAAGAAGAAGAAAAAGAAGGGGGUUUAAUUGAUUUAACUAAUAAAAGUAUUAUUUUAAUAACCAAAUAUGAUUUUAUUAGUGAUGAUAAAGAUCAAUUAAAUAUUAAGGCGAAACAAUUUUUAAAAUUAUUACAAAAAUUAGGUAAUGGAUGGUUAUUAGUUCAUGAUUUAUAUGAUAAAUCCAAAUUAGGAUUAAUUCCUGCUUCUUACGUUGAUAUUGCUUUAAAUGACCCAUUAGAACCAAUUAAAUUGACUUGGUUAUAUGAAUAUAGCAAGCAAAAACCACUACUGCUGGUGCUGCUGCUUCUGCUGCUUCUGCUGCUGCCACCACCACCAUCUACUAAACAAUUGGGAAUUGAAGAAACAUUAAAUGAACCACUAUCACCACCACCACCACCACCAUCAUCAUCAUCACCCUUUAUAAUGAUUGAGAAUAACAAUACAUCAAAAAGUUUAAGAUUUGAAAUUGAUCAAAUUUUUUAUAAUAAAUCAAAUAAAUCAUUUUGGUAUAAAAUCAAAUAUUAUGAUAAUUUAAAUCAUCAAAUUAUUUAUUUAGGUAAAUUUUAUAAAGAUUUUUAUCAAUUACAUGAUGGAAUAAUAUCCCAAUAUAAUAUUAACAAUAAUAAUAAUAWUAAYAAUAAUAAUGCUAAUAAUAUUAACAAUAAAAAUACAAAUGAUUUAUCAAUUAAAUUACCACCACCAAUUUUAAGAAAUUCUUUAUAUCAUUCACCAAAUGUUAAAUUUGAUAAAAAUUUAAUUGAAAAUUCUUAUAAAUUAUUAAUUAGAUUAAAUGAUUAUUUAAAUCAAUUAAUAAAUCAUUGGCCCAAUAUAUUGAAUGAAUGUCCUAAAUUUCAUGAUUUUAUUUAUAAUUGUAAUAAUAUAAUUGUUAAUAAUAAUAAUAAUAAUAAAGGAACAACUCCAACAACAAUCAUAACUAAUGAAACAAUAAUUAAAUCAUUUUAUCCAAAUUCAAUUAUGAUAAAUAAAAAUAUUCAUGAUAAUUCUGUUACGUUUUCAAAAACUGCUCCAUUACCUAAAUUAUCAACCAUAACAACAAAACAAAUGAGUAAUAAUAUAAGACCAACAUCAAUCAAUAUUAGUACUACAAAAACACCAACAACUACUAGUACUACCAAUAAACCAGUGAUUGCUAGUUCUACCACUAGUAGUAAUCGGAUUUUUAGAUUACCUGAUCAAUAUAUUAAUAAUUCAACAUAUAUUGACCAACUCAGCAAGAAAAUAAGAGAUAAUACCACUAUUAAUAGUACUAGUACUACAACCACCACCGCCAAGGCAAAUAACACUAAAAAUUUUGACAAUUUAUCUACUAUUGUUCAUUCAGAAAGUGACAAAUCAUUAUUUAGUUAUACAUCAAUAAUUAAUACCUACAACAAUAAUAGUAAUAAUAAUAAUAUUAAUAAUAUUGAUGAUGAUGAUGAUGAUGAUAUUGCUAGUGUUGGUUUAUCACAAUCAUCUUCAGAGCAAGCUAGUUCAAGUAGUAACUAUAUUUCUGAUGAUUCAAUUCUUGAAAUCCAAAACAAAGAAGACAACAACAACAACAACAAUGAUGAUGAUAAAUUGUUGGAUAAUUUUUCAAACCUAUUAUCAUCAUCAUCAUCUUUUUCUUUUCGUUCAUUAUUACCAAUGACAAAUAUCAAUAAUCAUGAAAGAAUUAAUUCACUUUUACAAUUAGAUUCUCAAAGAUUAGAUAAUCAUCAAAGAAUAAAUUCAAUUCAAAGUGAACCUGAAGAAAGUAUAUUUGAUAAAAUUCCUCAACCUCAAGAACAUUAUAAUCAUAAUCAUAAUCAUAAUCAACAUAAUCGAUAUUGUAGUAGUUGUACUACUGCUACUAAUCAUAGUUCAAAAAUGAAUUCACCUUCAACUACACCAUUAACAAUUAAUUCUCAUGAUGAAUCAGGAAGAGGAGAAAGAGGAGGAGAAAAAGGAAAAGGAAUAGAAGUGUUUGAAAAGUUUCCUGCUAGUAGUAAUAUUGAUAAACCAUUACCUUUACCACCAAGUUUACCAUCAUCAUCUUCUUCAUCUUCUUUUUCAUCUUCGGGUUGUUCAACAAAAUAUCCAAUGACAAUUAUACCAACGGCAACAGUUAAAUCCAUGACAAUAAAUUCACCCAUGAAUGCAAUUACUGAACAUACUGCAAAAACUUAUUGUUGUAAUGAUUUAUCACUUUUAUCAUCACCGUCGUCUCCAUCUCAUCCUACAACAAGGUCAUUAUCCGCUUCUUCUUCUUCUUCUUGUUGUUGUUGUUGUUGUUCUUCUUCUUCUUGUUGUCGUUAUUGUUCAUCUUCUUCAAAUGCGUCAUUUUUCGAAAUAUCUAUGAAUAAUAUCAUUAAUGAAUUAGAUGAAUUUGAAUUUGCCAUUGAUGAUGAUGAUCAUCAACAUCAUCAACAACAAAUAAUUGAUAAAACCACUACUUUGGAUAAGAUUGAAGUUGAAGUUUAUUUGAAUAAAAUAGGUACAUGUGGUGUUGAAUCCACUGAUAUUGAUACUGAUUUAAUUAAAUUUCAAUUAUUUAAACAUGAUAUAUUAUCAAUUGAUUAUUUAAAAAAAAUUAUCAGUUUUAAAAUGUAUAAUGAUUAUGAAUUAUUAAAUCAUUUCAAUUUAUUAUUAAUAAAGACUGAUAAGAACAUCUUCACAAAUGAUAAUGAUGAGGAUGAGGAUGAGGAUGAGGAUGAGGAUGAAAAUAAGUUGAUUUUACUUGAUGAUGACAAAAUUUUAACAAAUUAUAUUAAUCAAUUAUCAAUAAUUAAAUUGAAUUUAAUUAGAUCAAGAGCUAAAAGAGAAACUAUUUCUUAA
Molecule: messenger RNA, 3351 nt
Organism: Candida albicans SC5314
Lineage: Eukaryota; Fungi; Ascomycota; Pichiomycetes; Serinales; Debaryomycetaceae
Exons: 1
Coding region: 1-3351 (1116 amino acids)
Molecular function (GO): phosphatidylinositol binding; protein binding
Source: RefSeq, a predicted model, not a curated record